Molecule: messenger RNA, 1212 nt
Organism: Symbiodinium sp. CCMP2456
Lineage: Eukaryota; Dinophyceae; Suessiales; Symbiodiniaceae
Source: the annotation of a GenBank genome assembly
AUGCGUCAGCCAACGGUCGCGGAGCCGCAGCCUACCACCCUGGAACGUAGCCCCAUGAGGGAGGGGGAGGAUAAGCCGAAACCGACCAUAUGGGGUAAUGCCGAGGACGAAGCAGGGCAGAUGGCAGCCUUUUUCCCUUAUAAGCGGACAGAAUUCCUGAACCUAAGAUCAGCCUCGGAGGCGGUGACAAACGCGGCACAGGUGAUUGCCCAUAGACCGGACGGCCGCACUGGUUGUAGCACCCCGGCGUCGGGCACUGUACAAGGUAUCACGGGAGCCGGGCUAGCCUGCGGAAACGAAGACUUGGGUGUCGGCACGGCCGGGCCCGCUGGCGGAAAGGACGACUUCGGCUUGGCGACCGCCGGCUCGGGCCCCUCCUCCAACCCGGAGGCUCACAUGUGCCGUUCCAUUGCGAAGUUCGCGCCCUCCACCCUCGAGCGCUAUUUCGAACAGUGGUCUUCUUGGUCCCGUCAUUGUGAGCAUGCGGGUUUUCACUCGGCGUCCCCGCCACCCGGCUUUCUUCCCGACUGGAUCGCUUCUCGUGCCAGUGCGCAGGGCUUGGCCACCGCCCCUUUGAAAGCUCUGGCUUGGAUGUGCAAAACGGCUGGCCUCCCCUCCUUGCGUGACUCGCUGUCUUCUCCGUUGUGCCGGGCCUUCGCGGUUGCUUCCGCCCCGGCCGAGCACCGUGAGAGCCUCCCGCUCAGCCUGUCCUUUGUCGUGUGGUUGGAGCAGUCCGUGUUGGACCCACACACGUCGCCUGCACAGGUUCUCCGUCUGGGCUUUGUCCUUGUCUGUGUUUGGGCUUCCUUGCGCUGGGGGGACUCUAUCUGGGUCCCUCCCGCCCGACUCCAAUAUCAGCUCUCUGCGCAGGCCUUGGUUGGCGUUUCUGUCCGCACUAAAACCACUAAACGUGGUAUGCCGUGGGGGCUCUUGGUGCACGGUUUCCUGGGCUCUUCUUCUUCGUGGGCGCUCCGCUUCCUUUCUUGCCUGCGCCAGGCCGUCUCUGACACACUGGCGUUGCAGCCUUCUCGCACUUUGGAUUUUUUGCCGGCCGUCCUCUCUGGUACCGAGAGCCGCCCGCUCAUUUCUCAGCCCUGGGACCGUGACAGCUUUGUUCCCUGGCUUCGCGAUUUGCUCAGCCAGCACUGGUCUCUGCACUCCCGUGAACCUCUCCCCUCCGUGUUUUCCUUGGUUGCGAGCACAGUCUCUUAA